UCAUUUAUUCAAACCUGGCUUCGUAUUAGUAUUGAGCGUAGACUGUUAUGAAAAGAGAUUGGCCUUGAAAUAGGCCGAUCGUGGACGGUUCGACAAUAUGACAUAGUGACAUGACGAUGCUCAUCUGCAGUGCAGGGCAACUGACCAAAAGCAAUGGGCCACGUAGUGACCCUUUAAAAAAUCAAUUACCUAAACUUGCAUGCACAAAGCCGUCAGAAAGAUUGGAGCUUUUCGCCCGGAAACUCCACGCCUGUUGUACGUGUUACAACUUUGCAGAUGAAAGUUCUGACCUAAAGGCGAAAGAGCUAAAACUCGUUUACCUUCAAGAAAUUAUUGAGUAUAUUGAUUUGACACAAGGUGUGUUGACCCACGAACCAAUUUACGCCCUGUCUACGGUGAUGAUUAGUCGAAAUAUAUUCAGAACUUUUGCGCCUAAAGAUCCCGACUACGAUCCCGACGAAGACGACGCUAUUUUUGAUCCUGCUUGGCCUCACCUUGAGCUCGUAUACCAGUAUUUUCUUCAUUUUUUAGAAGCGAAUGAUUUUCAACCAAGCAUCGCAAAGAAGUAUAUGGACACCAGAUUUGUCACAAGACUGCUCUAUGUGUUUGGAAGUGACGAUAUGCGAGAGAGGGAUAUACUGAAAACAAUUUUACAUCGUGUUUAUGGAAAGUUUCUGGGACUUCGGGCGACUGUCAGAAGACAAAUUAACAACAUAUUCCUCGCGUAUCUAUAUGAUGGACAAGAGUUUACAGGAGUCGCUGAAAUCUUGGAAAUUCUUGGUAGUAUUAUCAAUGGAUACGUAAGCCCGAUGAAGCCAGAACAUCAUUUAUUUUUGGAUAAAAUUUUGAUUCCCCUUCAUUCGUCGAAAGACAUGGCUUUCUUUCAACCUCAAUUGGUUUAUUGUGUCGUUCAAUACAUGGAAAAAGAUCCUAAGACGGCUGCGAGUAUUUUAAAAGGUUUGUUCAAAUUUUGGCCAAAAACUUGCAGCACCAAAGAAGUGUUAUUUCUCGGUGAAUUGGAAGAAUUAAUUGAUGCAAUGCAACCUGGUGAAUUCACAAAAAAUCAAGAUCUGAUACUAAAACAGCUGUCAAAAUGCAUAACGAGCCAUCAUUUCCAGGUCGCCGAACGGUCAUUAUACUUCUUUGAUAAUGAGUAUAUUAUGAGCCUGGUGGAAGUAAAUGCAGACGAAUGUUUUCCUUUGGUAUUGCAUUGUCUCAAAUCUAUUUCUCUGGAGCAUUGGAACAUGUCUAUAUCGACGUUAGCUGCUACUGUACUCCAGACUUUUAAAGAUUCAAAUCCGGACGUUUUUUAUAAAGUGCUCGGCCUACCGCGCCCUCCACCUAAGCCAAGAUCGAUUGCACAAUCCAUGUGGAUGAAGGCGGCGGGAUUAAGCCGCAAAGCUUGAAUGUAUUUCUCUUCGUAAAGUUGUUGAAUUAAAAUCGAAAUAUGAAAAUUUC
Styela clava is the source of this 1458-nucleotide messenger RNA. Its product is annotated as serine/threonine-protein phosphatase 2A 56 kDa regulatory subunit alpha isoform-like. The record is from RefSeq and is a predicted model, not a curated record. NCBI's taxonomy places the organism in Eukaryota, Metazoa, Chordata, Ascidiacea, Stolidobranchia, Styelidae. Gene Ontology annotation, cellular component: protein phosphatase type 2A complex; cytosol; nucleus. Gene Ontology annotation, molecular function: protein phosphatase activator activity. Gene Ontology annotation, biological process: protein dephosphorylation; signal transduction.